AUGGCUGCGAAGAAGCCCGUCUCGCCACUUGGUGAAGACGCUCAUCCGCGCAUCUGGAACCCCUCAGCCUUACGAGCAUUGACUUCUUCCCCCCGCCUCAGCCUGAGCCGCUCCAGAAGGGAUUCGUGUUCUACGACAAGCUCAAGCUCAACGUCUUCGCUUGAGUCGAGCUCGAGGGCGUCAUGUGUCACUCGUCAAACACCUCAUGAUGAGUGCGCUGUGCAUAGGUUCAUCGUGUGGGCCGCCAUUCAGCGAAAUGCUUGCGAAAAGAUGUCGCCGAUUGAGAAACUCGAAUGCCCUCUGCUUCGCUGCAGGAAGCGGUUUCCGGAUCAUGAGCUGAUGUUGAAGCACCUCUACACCUGCGACCUUUUGUCCACUGGAGAAUACUGGUGCUAUGAAUGCGAGAAGCCAGAGAGAUUCACAGAUGGCAAGUGCAAGCGGUGCCUUGGUCACCCCGGGAAACGUCGCAAAAUACUCAAGAUCGCGAAGAACUUCUUCUCGACCAUUGGCCACAAGUCUAGGAAAGAGGGCGCUUCCGACCUCGAUCUCGUCGCCACCACCGACCUCCCGCCCCCGAGCUAUGGCUCCUUGCACGUUCGGCCCCAGCAGAUCGAGCUGUCAUGCGCUACCGAGAUCGUUGAGAUUGAUUCUGUCGAAAUUUCAGCAACCCGGGCUCCCCCACAUGCAUCCUCACUGCUUGACCCAAGUUCGACUAACGUCUUACCGGCAACGGACCACCCAACACAGGCUGCGGCCCUGGACUGCAUGAUUUCAUCCAUACCUAGCCCCUUGUCCGAUUGGGAUUUCAACCUCCUUACUGGCGCUCCCGGCACCGCUAUGGUGGAGAACGAUCACACCAAGUUGACCGAUCGACCGGCACUGCAGCUGACCACAUAUGACCUAGCACAUUACAGACGUAGCAGGCUGGAUCUACAGAACAAGGGGAAAAAGCUUUCCCCAAGCUCAUCGCUGAGAUCAAAUGCGAGUUCUGGAAGCCACGGCAUUUCACCAAUAUCGGCAUUCAGCGGGGCCUGGACAGUAGGGUCGGGUUUUGAGACCGACUUGACCUCACCCACCUCCGACGGCGGCGGCUUUCUGUCAAGAGGCGGUUCCAAUGCAAGCCGUCGAAGUUGCUUCGACAGCGUGCAGCUGCAUGAGACGAUAUCAGAGCUCCCGGCUGACUAUCCCCUUGUUGACCCCAUUCUGCCUGUCCUUCCGAAUGGAAGCAGCACAGAUUAUUGUUCUACAGGGACCCUCACCACCGUUCCGGACACUGCGGCGGUACCGACGGCUCACGUGAACUCUUUCAAGUCUGAGGCAUAUAUCCAGGUGCCAGAGAGUAGCAAAACGCAGCCACUGACGAAUCCCCACGCGUUGAUUACUUCGGCCUGGGAGACUUUGCAAACACACAUCACCUCGUCAAUGCAAAAGCUGCGACACAUGUCACACAACCCCCUCGUCCAUCAAUUGCAAUUCCUCGACUGCCAUACCGUCGGUACAACUGGACUUGCCACUCUUCAAGCAAUUUUGGAGGGUGAGAUCCCAGCUUCUCCGCUCGACUGGCUUUGUUUCGUACACUUCACCUACUCGUUAUCCCUGGUUGUUUACGAGCGGGAUGCUGAAAGCAUGGCGAAACGUCUCUUCGCCCAAGCUUAUUUGUAUGGAAGUCUGGUCGCUCCUGAACUCCGUAAUCUUUACCUAGAGGUCGCUACGUCGAUCUGGCACCCUCUGGACAUGACUGAUGACGAACUUGCUGGUCAACUACUAAAGAAAGACCUUGGAACCUUACCAAUAGCAGAGACCUCCAAGGGCAAGACGUGCGGGCUACCUAUUGUGACCCUUCAUGGGGCAGAUGACCUCCUAGAAAUAGCUCGGUUCUUCCUGGAUGAACUCGAGCACGCCGCGUUUCCUGCCAGUGAAUCGCACCCAGUCGCCGCUGCGAAGUCCGACAGCUGGGUGCAGCAAACACGAGAUGCCUAUGCAGGAAAGGUUUCCGACCAGGGAUUCUCGGUCACUGUUGGCCUUGUCGUGAAUAUGCUGCAAGGCCAAUUCCCCAAUGCCUUCGGUCUUGUCAAAAAGCUGGCCAAAUUCCAAAAACGUGUUGAUGCAGGCGAGAUACAAAAUCCACGAAGAGCGGAGUUGGAGUUGAUACAGGCAGGCAAGGGGCACCUUUCGACCAAUAUGUACUUUGAUUCAUAUGUACCAGCAGUCCGGCAACAUUGCGAUAAAAUUUACGAAUACGCGACGCCGGACAUCACAUCGCGGGCGACCUACCACUUAUGCGGUAUCAGAAUCAUGAAAGACGUCAUGUCUGGUCUCCAUCAAAGUAGUUCCACGUCGCGUGGUGGCAACAGUACCGACAAAGAGACUUUGGAUGAUAUUUUUACAUCAUUGACCACGGGAUUUGAGGACGACCACUUGGAUGACAUGAUGAUGCUCGACGGAUUAGAUGACGUCGUAGCCGCCCCUGACACGUUGGACGAUAACAUGUCCGAGGGUUUGAUAGCGACGUAUCUUGGUGGGUACAACAGCCUUUGCCCGCGCGCCACCAGCAGUUCUGGCGACACUCAGCAGAACGUACUGGUCACACAGCAACUGGAAACAACUCAACAGGAUCUCUCCAAUGAAGCGGGCAACAAAGUCGAGUCAACGGACUGCUGCGAUAUUUGCGGAUUCCGCCCCAAAGGGCAUCCCAGGUGGUUCAAAGGCACUCUGACGAAGCACAAGAAGCUACAGCACAAAACGACGCCUCCUACAAUAUAUCGAUGUCCAUUCCCAGGCUGCACGAGCCAGUAUAAAAAUCGACCUGACAACCUGAGGCAGCACCAGCUCGACAAAAAUCAUUUCGUCGACGGCGAAGGGGUCCGCAGGCCCAGCAAAAGGAAGAAAGUUGACGACAGCGAAUGA
Molecule: messenger RNA, 2907 nt
Organism: Verticillium nonalfalfae
Lineage: Eukaryota; Fungi; Ascomycota; Sordariomycetes; Glomerellales; Plectosphaerellaceae
Exons: 4
Coding region: 1-2907 (968 amino acids)
Source: RefSeq, a predicted model, not a curated record